Molecule: messenger RNA, 1743 nt
Organism: Castor canadensis (American beaver)
Lineage: Eukaryota; Metazoa; Chordata; Mammalia; Rodentia; Castoridae
Gene: Cdca4
Product: cell division cycle associated 4
Cellular component (GO): nucleus
Molecular function (GO): transcription regulator activity
Source: RefSeq, a predicted model, not a curated record
GUGGCUUGUGGACAAUAACACCUGCAUGCUAUGCUAGGGAGAUAGUCUUGUAGGGAAAAUAAGCUGUAGUCACUGAGUCUCUCUUUUAACUUUUUAUUUUGUUAGACCCACAGGAAGAAAUGUUGGUAGACCCUGUGUGCCUGUCCCCCCUCCACAAGGGCAGCAUCUACAUGGCUGGUGCAGGGGCACAGGUAGCCCAUGCUCACAAGGAUGUAUGGCCCCAUCUGAAGGCCAUAUACGAGACUGCUCCUCCUCCUACCCCGCACAACUAUCGACCAGGAGAUUGGGUCUAUGUGCGCAGACACCGCCAAAAGAACCUUGAACCGCGCUGGAAAGGACCAUACAUACUACUCCUAACCACACCGACGGCUGUCAAAGUUGAUGGGAUCGCCACCCGGAUUCAUCACACCCACGUCUGGCUCGCGGACCCCCACACUCAACAGGAGGACUACGUUCCGCAAUGGAAAAUCGACAAAGACGUGGACAAGCCCCUCAAGCUGAAGCUGCGCCGUUCCUGAUAAUUAUCCUAAUGCUCACAACAACUGACAUGAUGUUUGCACGAGGGCUGAAGAGGAAAUGUGACCAGGAGGAGGUUGUGGAGGGCUUUGGCACCAUCCCUUCCUACAGCCUACAGCGGCAAUCACUCCUGGACAUGUCCCUGGUCAAGCUCCAGCUCUGCCACAUGCUAGUGGAGCCCAACCUCUGCCGCUCAGUCCUUAUUGCCAACACAGUCCGUCAGAUCCAGGAGGAGAUGAGCCGGGAUGGUGUGUGGCCUGGGGGGGCACCUCAGAGUACAGGGCGGGCACCACUUGACCGCCUGGUGUCCACGGAGAUCCUGUGUCGCACAGCAAGAGGGUCUGAGGGGGAGUACCCUGGUCCUGAACAAGACAAUGGCCCCUCGCCGGGUCUGGCUUCUGAACUUUCUAUGGUCAGCUCAGUACAGGGUCCAAGGAACCCUCAGAGCAACCUUUGGGAGAUGGACACCCCUCGAGAAAACAGGGGAAGCUUUCAGAAGUCACUGGAUCAGAUAUUUGAGACCCUGGAGAACAAAAACUCCAGCUCCGUGGAGGAGCUUUUCUCAGACGUGGACAGUUCCUACUACGACCUGGACACAGUGCUGACUGGAAUGAUGAGUGGCACCAAGCCCAGCCUCUGCAAUGGACUCGAGAGCUUUGCAGCAGCAGCCCCUCCUCCCACUUCAAGCUGCAAGUCUGACCUGGCUGAGCUAGACCAUGUGGUAGAGAUCCUGGUGGAGACCUGAGAGGAGGCCAGGAGGCCAACAACAAGGCCACGUGCCCCAGAGCGUUUAUCAUAUGUGUACUGUGUGGUCCACAGAGACCUGCAGAGCACUUGGUCUUGUGAAGGAAGCCCUCGCCAACCACAGCCAACGACCUAGCCCUGCUUGACUUGCUGUUGAUUGUGAAAACAUCCUGAACAGAUUGCCACUGGCAAAGGCUGCAGCGUCCAAGCCUGACCUCCUCCCAAGGAGUACAGGACAGAGGCUGUUUCACUAUGAAGUCUUCUCAGCCCUGGGCUGGGUGAAGUCCCAUAGCCCUGGGCCCAUUUUCCCCUUUUGUAUGUGGACUGCAGCAACCAUGGAGGACAGCCUGAACCAUGAGCUGCAUUCUACCUUGUUUAAAUUUAGAUAGGUGAACUUUUUAAAAUUAAGUUUUAUAUGUUUUGGGCAACAUAUUUGUCUUAAGAUAUAUUUUUAAAACUUUUUCUACUUUAUCUCUUUAGAUC